GGUGGUAUAUUGAAUUUGAAAAAAAAAUUAAUAAAAUUCUAAUGUUCCAGCAAACCAUGAGACUUUCGUCUUUAAGUCGCAAUGUAUCGCUUCGUGAUUUGACGAAUUCUUGUAAAAGAAUCUUCCUGGAAUUGCCGCAAAACAGCUUUACUAAAGACCGGUUGUGUGGUAGGUCUGAGCAGGUGUAGUUACAAAAGUUAGUCUCACAAUCGACCGCCUUGCUUCUGACAGCGUAUCAAUAAUGGAUUCCACUUAAGUGGAUGAUAAAUGACCCUAUCCUGAUGAACCGAAGGCUUUGACGUAGGCGUACUUCCAUUCACCUAUAAAAGCAAAAACGUGUGUUGCGAAGCCAUCAUUAGACGGAGGGGUUCGUUGACUAAUGAACAGUUUCAGUUUCUUCAGACCUUUGCAUGUGAAUUAAGAUAGUAUCAGCGAAGAGUUGUAAGAAAAUGCUGUCAUCAUGGAAAAUCGUUUUAAAAGUUUUGAUUGUCGUACAUCGAGCCAUGGAAAUUUGUUGUUUUCGAUUUGCUCUGAUUUAUGAUGAGGGACUGGACCGACAUCAACCAAGCAGCAACAUAGAAUCAUGGAUGAGGGCUGCCGUUGCCGAUGCUAACCGUAUUUGUUGUCCAGCCUCGGCUAGCUACAAAACGUUCCAGAUCUCGAAUGACUCGCAGCUGCCUGCAAUAUUAGAUCAAGUGCACACAUUGGACGCCAUGGUGGUUUCUGUAAUCGAAUGUCGGAUUGCUGAUUUUAUCGAAGCAAUUCUGUUUCCUUCUAUGUUACUAUUUCUCCGCCUGGAUUUUUCUCGGUGUCCUGCAAUAACUAAUGGACGGGAAACUGAUCGUUUAGAAUUUUAUCACCUGAAUGACUUUAACAGAGAUACCUGUGGCAGUCUUGCUAUAACCCGGUGGUUGGAACAAAACAUCUGUUUGCCGUUCGUGGACAAUAAUGCAACAUUUUUCAUCAUGGAGAAUGGGACGUCUAGCAGUGCCAGUAGAGAACUGCAAGACUGUACUGGUUUAGAUGAUCUCAAGUGGAGCAGUGUCACCUAUCCAGUGACGUUCGAUUCUCCAGACCUACCUGACAACGUUGAAUGGCACCAUUUAUUGAAUGGAAAGCAUUUACGAUUAACAUCACUUGAGCGACCACCUUUUGUGAUUUUUGAGCGUGAUUCGUAUGGAUCUGUCAUCGCGUACAAAGGAUAUUGCUACGAAAUCAUCAACGCAUUGCAAGAAACAUACAACUUCACAUACGAAGUUGUGCUUCCUGGUGAUAAAAGCUAUGGAAAAAUAAUGCCGAACGGAAGUUGGGACGGAAUGCUUGGAUUGAUUCUUAAGCAAGAUGCCGAUAUUGGUUUGGGUCCGUUUUCUGUUACUUAUUCUCGAUAUGGAGUUGUGGAUUUCUCUGUAGGGUUUCACGAAGAAACGGCCACUAUAUUGAUCCCGCCACCCGGCGAGGAAAAUCGCUUACUAGUUUGCUUGAAGCCCUUUCUUUGGCAGGUUUGGCUUUCUUUGGGUGUGCUUGUGGUAAUCUUGCCCGUCAUCCUCUGGGCGCAUUUUAUGUGUUUACGAUUCCCUCAUGAAGAAAAAACCUGUCCAGGCUUAGCGAAACAAUACUUCUUUGUACUUGGGGUCCUGAUCGGCCAAUCCGGACAAAAAUUCGUUUCGUUUGGGUAUUCGCCUCGUUUGCUUGGAGCCGUUUGGUGUGUAAGCGCUGUCGUGUUUGCAAGUGCAUAUGUUGGAGUUCUUGUUUCGUUUUUGCGGUUUCCUAAAUUAACGCCCAUUAUCAAUAAGCUUGAAGAAUUGCCAGUUUCCCACCUGAAAUGGGUCAUUCCACGAGGAACAGCUCUCGAAUCACUAUUCACGGAGGCGACAGCUGGAGUUUACAAGACUAUAGGGGAAGGAUUGUCAGACACACGAGGUAGUCUUAUCGACUCUGGCCUGGACGGAAUUCAUCGUGUUAUUCAAGGCAGUCAUGCUUACAUAGAUGAAAAAUCUUAUCUCGUUUCUUUCAUUGCCGAGGAUUACGAGCGCUCGGGCACGUGUCGUCUCAGUUUUGCAUAUGAAGAAUUUUUCAAAGUCAGUUUAGCCUUUCCGUUACCGAAAAAUAGCUCCCUCAAACCUUUACUGGACAAGAAGAUUAUGCAGAUGAUGGAAGCAGGCCUUGGAAACUAUUGGAAACAAAUUUAUUGGCCGUCUUCUGGUGGUAAAUGUGGUCGGAGCAUACAACCCAUUGUCGGACCCAAAAGUCUUGGCCUUUCGGAUUUACAAGGUGCUUUCCUUAUUUUAGCCGUAGGAUAUGGGAUGGCUCUCGUUAUCUGUUAUGCAGAGAGCCGGUGUGGUUUGGCCAACAUCGUGCGUUCCAUUAGAGGGGAUUCAAGGUAUCUUAUUUUACUUGUGUCGAAAAGGCUAGGUUUUUAACUUGUGUAUCGAUACAUUUUAAAGCUGGAUUAGUUGCAAUUCGGUAGAUCAUGGCAUGUUAUCAUGUUUUGUAUGCCAAGUUGUGAUUUGUCCAAUGGAUCUAGAUAAUUGUUUGAAAAUUCACCUGCUACAUUCAAGCCAUAAACAUAUAGAAUAUUGUCACGUGCAGGAGGUUUUGAAUCGGGGGUGAUUCACCCACUCAACCCUCGAUAGAUUUAUGAUUACGAGGUUAAGUCGUAUAGAAGUAGUCGAGUCGUAAGUACCGAUGGAGUAAAUGGCUGAACCACUUCAAUCUAGUCGUCCAGUCUGGUCAGGCAAUGUAUGAUAGUAUAUGUGAGCUAGUCGUCUGCGCUGUAGUAACAAUUCGCUCAGCGGCUUGGUGAGCCGCCGAGACAAAUUGAAAUUCAAAGUGGUUGUACUCCAAACCUUUGUUUCAUUUCCCUUUAUUUAAAAAUUACACAAUUGAAAGAGAAAACUAAGAUUUUACCUGAGACCAGAGUUCAAUUUUGGUUAUAGUAGGUGAGGUUUGAUGAAACUGAAAGUAAAUAUUUUAUUGUUAUAUUUGUCGGAAAUCAAAACAAACCCGACAAAACAAAACCGAAAUUUUUGCAAAUUUUGUAUUUAAAAAAAUACUUCAAUGUAGUAUGAAAAUAUAUCGUGUAGAUUAAAAAUUUAA
Molecule: messenger RNA, 3096 nt
Organism: Daphnia magna
Lineage: Eukaryota; Metazoa; Arthropoda; Branchiopoda; Diplostraca; Daphniidae
Product: probable glutamate receptor
Exons: 16
Coding region: 450-2420 (656 amino acids)
Cellular component (GO): membrane
Molecular function (GO): glutamate-gated receptor activity
Source: RefSeq, a predicted model, not a curated record